CCACACGCUUCAGAUGCUCAGAACAACAAACGGACGCAGUUGCAGAGCUGGCCACACAACGGGCUCCCUUCACGCGCACUAUGGGCAGGCAGAAGAAGGCCGUUGCCGGGCAGCACGCUCACUGCGAGACGUGCUUCAGCCGGCGCUGCACGGUUCCCGUGGAGAUCUCCGUUUCCUGUCCGGUCGCCAGCUGCCGCCUCCUCUGCGGCGCGGUCUUCCACGCGUGCAAGCAGGAGGAGCACCAGCUGCUGUGCCCGCUGGAGAAGGUGCCCUGCCUCAACGCCGCCAGCGGCUGCCCCUUCGCCCUGACCCGCCGCCGGCUGGCCCGGCACCUGGAGCGGUGUCCCGCCAGCGUGGUCACCUGCUCCCUGGACUGGAACCGCUGGCCCGUGGCGGAGAGCGACGGCGCCCUCUACGGGAACCUUCUGCAGGGCUCCCGGGCCGAGGAGCCGCUGGACCUGUCCAUGGCCGUGCGGGACCAGGCGCUGCUCUUCCGCUCGCUGAAGAUGGAGGCUCUGUUUCCCGAGCUGAUGGAGAGGGAGGAGAAGCCCGUCCUCCCCGAGGAGGUCCAGGGAGCAGUGGGGGGCGGGGCCAGCGUGGGCGUGGGCGUGGCCUCUGCGAGCCCGGAGGGGGCGCUGGAGCACGGGAUCGCCGAUACGCAGGAGCUCACGCAGGAGGAGCGCGACGCUAUCGCCAAAAACAGGGAGGUGGCCGGCGUCGAGAACUAUGCGUCGUGGGAAGCCAUUUUCAGCAAGGAAUGGAGAAGCUGCCAACAGACGGCUAAGAACCUGGGAAACGAUCCGAAAGCCAGCGAGGGAAAAGAGCAGACCACUCCGAUGAGCAAACAGGCCGAGAACGGGGAACGCGCCACGGGACGCCACGGAAGGGACAGCACCAGCGCCGCCGACGUCGCCAAGACGGGCCUCGCCCCGUGGCAAGACGGAGUCCUGGAGAGGCUGGGGAAGGAGGUCAACGCAGCGGAAUACAACAUGUACCUGGUGCAUCAUGGGAGCAUGCUGAUUCGCUUCGGCCAGCUGGCCGCCUGCACGCCCAAAGAGAGGGACUUCGUCUACGGGGGCCUGGAGCCCGCGGAGGUCCAAACCGUCCGAACGUUCAACGUCCCGUACAGCUACAAAGCCAAGCGCAACCACCUCCGGGACCCCUCCACCAGAGCCAAGAGGGAGGACAAAGGGGUGGACACGCCCCGAUGGGAGGGGACCGCUCCCCAGAAGGACGAGGUGGAGAUGACCCUGCUGUGCUCCUUGGAAAAGGAGCUCAGGGGCCACGCCGUCAGCGAGAGCGUGGGGACGGACGGCCUUUUCGUCGACGUGGGGACGCAGACGUACGCCUUCCCCUCCUCCCCGUUCCGGGCGGGCGCCUCGCUGGCGGACGUGGUGGCCGACCGGGCCCCGGGCCUGCACCUGCAGAUCCAGGCCGAGAGUGUGACCCGGAGGCACAACAGGUCCACCUCGGCCUUCACCUUCCUCUGCGGCCACGCCUUCCGCCGGGACGAGUUCCCCGCCCACUUCAGGAACGCGCACUCCGACAUCCAGUCCUGCCUGAGCGGCUGGUUCGAGCAGCGCUGCCCCCUGGCGUACCUGGGCUGCACCUACAGCCAGAAGAGGUUCCGGCCCGCCAGCCACGGGGCCACGGUCACGUACGACCCGGACGCCGGCGCGUUCAACCUCCGGCCGGACGUCCCGACCACGCUGCCCGAGGACCCGAAGGACGGCCGUCCCGACAGGAAGGGAAGCGCCCGAAACCCGGAGUCCCUCGGCGACCUGCCCUUCGAGAUCCUGCGCCACGUCGCGGGCUUCCUGGACGGCUUCAGCCUGUCCCAGCUGGCCCGGACCUCCCGGCUGCUGCGGGACGUCUGUGCCACCCUCCUGCAGGAGAGGGGCAUGGUGUCCCUCAGGUGGGAGAGGAGCACGGACUCCCACGGGGGCUCCAGCUGGAGGUGCAGACAGAAGGUGUGGCAGUUCAGCAGCCUCUUCUCCCCCGUGGAGCGGUGGACCUUCGACCGAACGCCCUCGAUGUCCGAGCACCUGAAGGCCUGCCCCUUCUACCGGACCGAGGAGAGGAGCGAACCCUUCGCCCUGGUCGGCCUGUCCGACCGCCAGGAGCAGGACGGGGAGCAGAAGAGUCUCGUCCGCACGCUCCUGGCAAACAGACGGCAUCGGCCCUGAAUCAGUGGCCCUCGACACGCAUGUUAUCUGAUGCAGCAAGGAUCAGAGUCAUUACAUCGGCAUUCUGUCAGUUCAGCGCCACCUCCAGGACAUGAGUGACAUAAUGUUUUUUUUAAAAACUGAAAUUCAGUUGGUUUUCUUGCAAUGUGGGUGAAUGAUGCAGGAGAUUUUUUUUUUUUUUUUUGAGACAUUCUGUUGUGUGUAAUUAAUGACAUAGACUAUGUACAGUAAUCUUGAUAAGGCUUUAUUAAGGAUGAGUUAGGAACCAUUUUUCUCCAAAAGAGCGGUCAUGCAUUUAUUCUUCUCCAUAAGAGAGGUUAUAAAUUCGGUCUCCCUUGCAUUUCAUCAAGUGAGAUCUUGAUCAAGUCAUCUUAGAUUGUCAUUUUAUAAUAUCAAGUUACCAAAUGUGAAAUUUUGAAAAUAUAAAAACCUGUUGAAAAAAAUAGGUAAAUAUUUUAAAAGAGUAAGGCUGACAUCUAGUGGACUAAAAGAAAUCCAGGAUAUGAUCUCUAAUUUGCCUCCAAAUAUCAAACGGUAAUAUUUGCCUGUAAGUAAGAAUAUAAUGCAGUAAAAUGUAGGCUAAAUUUAGGGGGUGAUUUGGAUCAUUGGUCCCUCAUAAAUACCUUGAAAAUCCACAAUGAGAGUGGCCCACAUGAUCCUCCACUUAUAAUAACAUAACGUCCCCCUGACAUGUCAUUAUAACAGUUAAAACAUAACGUGUGUUAAAUAAAUGACCUUCUACAAAUCGAUAUUUAAAUAUGUUCUAUAUCUAAGCAAAUGGCUUCCCUGAAUUAAAUUUGACAGAAAUAAUCUCUACAAAGCAUCAACAUCUAAAUGAACUACAGUUGAAGAAAAUAACCAACAGACAUCCUUGCUGUCCAUCAAU
Messenger RNA from Anguilla rostrata (American eel), 3072 nucleotides. Its product is annotated as F-box only protein 40-like. NCBI's taxonomy places the organism in Eukaryota, Metazoa, Chordata, Actinopteri, Anguilliformes, Anguillidae. The transcript is spliced from 3 exons. The record is from RefSeq and is a predicted model, not a curated record. Bases 81 to 2186 code for a protein of 701 amino acids. Gene Ontology annotation, molecular function: ubiquitin protein ligase activity; zinc ion binding; protein binding. Gene Ontology annotation, cellular component: cytoplasm.